Messenger RNA from Anthonomus grandis grandis, 2529 nucleotides. Its product is annotated as myb-like protein U. The transcript has 10 exons. Bases 107 to 2470 code for a protein of 787 amino acids. Gene Ontology annotation, molecular function: ubiquitin protein ligase activity; histone binding; zinc ion binding. Gene Ontology annotation, cellular component: ubiquitin ligase complex; nucleus; cytosol. NCBI's taxonomy places the organism in Eukaryota, Metazoa, Arthropoda, Insecta, Coleoptera, Curculionidae. The record is from RefSeq and is a predicted model, not a curated record. Gene Ontology annotation, biological process: ubiquitin-dependent protein catabolic process; double-strand break repair; protein K48-linked ubiquitination.
UGUCACACUAUUGCUUGUAUUUGUGAGGAAAUCAAAAUUGAAAAAUUAAAAAGGAUGUUAAAGAAAAGCAAUUAAAAAAAAUUAGUAGAAAAGUGUCUAUUUGACAAUGACCAAUUUAUAUUUUUUAAAAAACAUUGUAAAUGGAGAAACGAUUGAGUUGAUAAAAAGUCCUUUUACAAUUGGAAGGAAUCUAUCAUCAGAUUAUGUGAUUGCCAAUAGAGUUAUAUCCAAGAGCCAAUGCGUGCUUAAGAAAACUAAUGAAGGAUGGGUUCUUUCUGACACUAGUACCAAUGGAACAAUGGUAAAUAAAGAAAUUUUAAAACAGAGUUCAGUUGUCCUAAAGAACUCGGAUGAAAUUUGCUUUGGGUUCCAUACAUUCACUUACAAGUUUGUGAUAUCUCCAAACCAGCCUAAAUGCCAUCAAAUAGAAAAGCUGAUAAAUCAAGAAAAAAAUGCCAAAUAUUCACCUCCAAAUUCCCCAAACAGUUUUGAUGAGCUUGGCGUAAGCGAUGAAGUUUUAAAUGCGUUAACAGAUGAACUAUUAGAAAAUAUAGAAACACAAGACAAUAUUUCUCCUAAGGAAAAAACCAAUGACUGCAACACACCUUCAGAUAUGAAACAACCUUUAAGCACUUGUAGUGUUCCCACUAGUGAAAUUUUAACAUCACUGAAGAAUUCAUCAGAAUCUCACCUCCCAAUUAGUAAGGACCCGACUAGUUCAGAAUCACUAAAUUUGAAUAAAAUAUUAGACCCUGUAGGGCUCUUAAUGAAAUCGACAUCUACAAGUAAUACAAACAUUGAAACUCUUGAAAUAACAAAGGAUAAACCCCCUGACACUAUAGAUCGCACUAUUUCUCAAAGUAGCGACGAGACCGUAACAUAUUCGCCAUCAGAAAUUCCAUCUGUCCAAAAAUUUGAGGAUGACAGCAAAAAAAUUGCUGAUGUAUCCAGCCAAGAAACAAAAUUAUUAAGAAAUGAAAUUAGUAUGGCUCUUAACUUAAUUGCAGAUAAGACUCCAGAUCUUGUAGAUCCAGUUUCGGCUGUAGCAAGUAAUUCAAAUACUACUGUAAAUGAUUUUAAGGCAGAUUGUCUGCAAAAUUUAGUUGAUAUUGCAAAUAAAUAUUCUGCAGAAAUAAAUUCUUUCGUGUCUAAGAGCUCAGAAGUGUCGGCGACAAGUUUAUUAAUGCAAAUAGCCAAUAAUGUUUGUGCUACAAGCCUACCCAAUUCUGACACUGGCUCUUCAAAAGUAACUAGUUCAAACACCUCUAAUCCCGGCACAUCAUUAAUUAAUAAACAACUUAAACCUAUUGUGUCUACAAAAGAAAUAAUCAGUCCAGUAAAUCCUAAUAAGAAAUUAAAAAUUUCAUAUGAUAGUGGAAGCUCUAAAAACACGGCACAACAGAUUCAGUCCACUGAUUUAGGUAGUACUUCAGAACUUGUUUCAUGUUGUUCUCGAAACAUACAACAUAACAGUAAAUUGACUGAAGGCACUUCUUUACCGCAAAAUGACAUAAUAGAUCUUACAUGUACUCAAGACACAGUUACAAAUAAGGCAAGCAAUAAAUUAUCAUCUAAAAAUCCAUAUUCUAAAGGAGUAUUAAAACCUCAUAUGGGUGACAAUCCAAAAAUCUUUGGAAGCAGUGCCUUGCCAGUGGCUAACAAUGAAAUCGUUAGUACCAGUAACCCGUCUAUAACAGUUACGCCUGACUGUUGCUCUUUGCCCCGAUCAGCCCAAAAAGCGACUUCUGCUAAGCGUAAUAUAUUACAAGAACCAGGGCAGAAUAGUGUGGCAAACUUACCUAGUGAUAAAAAGGAAAAAUCAAACAAGAAUUCCUAUGAAGAAAUGGAAAAUGAACUCCUUUGCAGCAUCUGUGCAAAUUUAUUCAUAAAAACGAUGACGCUCAACUGCUCCCACUCUUUUUGCCAGUACUGCAUAGAGCAAUGGAAAAAGAAGAAAUCUGAUUGUCCAGUUUGUCGAACCAAAAUUUCUUCGUCCAUUCGAACUCUUGUUUUAGAUAAUAUAAUCGAAAAGAUGAUAGAGAGUGCUUCCGCGGAUGAACGGACCCAACGAAAAGAGGCAGUGCAAGAACGUGAAAAUAUAGAAAAAGCUGAAAAAGAGGCGCAGGAACGAGCGCAGAGACCGCAAAGCGCCAGACGGGGCCGAAGAGGUGGCCAAAAUAGGAACACGAACAAUUCAAGAAACAAUAAUAAUCGUCAGCAACCACCAGCGCCAGUAGUCGAAGUGAGUGAUGAGUCAAGUUCAUCAGCAAGUUCAUCUAGUACGGAGUUGUCUGAUAGUUCGGACAGCGACCUCACACAAAGUGAAUAUGAUUACGACGAAUAUGAGGACGAUGAUUGGUAUAGUAACGAAGAUGACUAUAAUGGAUUACCGGGCGCUUAUUACGGAGGUUAUGGUCGGUGCUAUCGUUGUGGUGAUCCAGGGCACUGGGCUAACGGUUGUCCCAAUUAGUAUUUAAGUAGUAAUUUUGUAAUGUUAUAUAUAAAUUAUUAAUAAAUGUUAUUACUUUA